Messenger RNA from Pocillopora verrucosa, 1681 nucleotides. RefSeq names its product cingulin-like. The record is from RefSeq and is a predicted model, not a curated record. Gene Ontology annotation, biological process: protein monoubiquitination; DNA damage tolerance. NCBI's taxonomy places the organism in Eukaryota, Metazoa, Cnidaria, Anthozoa, Scleractinia, Pocilloporidae. Gene Ontology annotation, molecular function: ubiquitin protein ligase activity; single-stranded DNA binding.
ACCAAAAUGGCGUCUUGGUGAUGAGGUCUUUCACGAACUUGUAGACUUUCUUCGCGGUUUUACAGGAGUUUUAUUUGUUUCACUCAGCAUAGGUGCAAUGUGAUGAUGUCUUUGCAAGGUAAGAAACUGCAAACGAAGUCAACAAAUCAAAAGAAAGACGGCAAAACCAAAGAAGAAACAGCUGAAAAAGUCAAAGCAAUUCGUGAAAAACAAAGUCUGUGGAUGAAGGAAAGAGAAGCUUCUAAGUCAUCGUCCACAAAAUUGAAGUCUUUGAGCAAAGAUAUUACUGCACUGCCAGAUGUGCCAAAGUUUCGAGCCCGUUCGAGUUUGUCUAGUGGUUCAUCGUCUGAAAAUGCUGUCAAUAGAAAUCCAUACAGUAAUCCACGAAGGAAACCUUUGUAUCCCGAGCCACAGAGAGAUCAUUCAGAUGUAGUUCCAUGGAUAUCCAAGGGUGAUAACCCUGUUUCUAGGAAACAGAGACCUCCUUCUGCCUCAGGUAGUCACAAAAGAAACCCAAGCUUAAAUCAUACGGAAGACAGCAGUGACCAUCACAUGCAGUAUGCUCCAUCGAAUUAUGCAAACUCGAAUUCUUCUGGGUCUUUAAAUAGCACAGCUCUCACUACUAGUCAACAGACUCUCCAUAACAAGCAAAGGCCAUCAUCACGAACUUCCUUAAAAUCUGAUACAAGUUGUCAAGUUGGUGAUCAAAUUGAUAGGGACAUAUAUAAUGAUGAAUCAUCAGAUAGGAACAGAAAAAUUUAUGGAAAUACAGUCACUAAUUCCUUUAGCGAUACUGUAAUUAACACUCAAAACAAGGAUAGUCUUUUAAGCGCUUCUUCUGAGAAACACAACACUCCAGAGUUAUCUGCUGAUAUGCUCAAUGCGUUAGCAGAUACUGUUGCAGAGAGGUUAAAAGCGUCAUUGCAACCUAGUGUCAGUCAUAAACAACAGCAAAAGAAUACCCAGGAAAAUAAUGAAUCAGGUAUUGCCAGCCACUCUUGUCCACUCUGUGAAAAACUAAUGAGUGGUCCAAGACACACACCCAUGGCUGCAAUACCUUGCGGACACACUUUUUGCCAGGCAUGUUUACGUGAUUGCAAGAAAUGCCCAACAUGUCAGACUGUUGUUAAGUCCACUGCAGUAAACACUGUAAUUCAGCAAAUAAUAUCUGACUUCAAAAUGCAGAAGGAGAAGGAGAGACUUCAAAAGCUGGAAGAGCAAACAAGACAAUAUGUAGAAGAAUACCAAUCUCUUACUCUUAGAUGUAAUGCAUUGAAUGGUGAGGCUGAGAGCAUUCUUGGGACCAUGGAAGAAGUAACGGAACAGCUCCUGGAUGAAAAGAAACUGAUCAAGAAACUAGAAAUGGAUGAAAGUGAACUGCGACAGAAAAUAAACCGUCUGCAAACUGAACUUGAUGGCAUUAAGAUUAAAGAAGAAGAUUGUAAGGAAAGAUGCCAAGAUUUGGAGCAAAGAUACAAUGAAGAGAAAGAAAGGUUGUCCAUGGUUGAAGACACUGUACAAAGAAUUAAACAGAGUAAAGAACGGGUUAAAAUGAUGGUGCAUAACUUUGCUCCAGCGUUAAACCUUGAUGACUAUGAUUAGUGUCUAAGCAUUGAUAACAAUGCUGCAAUUUUGGUUGCUUUUUGUAUCCAUAUGUCAAAACAUUGUUGCAUCUUAAAUU